AUGGAGGACCAGCUGCUGUGCUGCGAGGUGGACUCCAUCAGGAGAGCCUACCAGGACGUGAACCUGCUCACCGACCGGGUCCUCCACACCAUGCUGAAGGCGGAGGAGAACUACCUGCCGUCGCCAAACUACUUCAAGUGUGUUCAGAAAGAAAUAGUCCCCAAGAUGAGGAAGAUAGUUGCCACCUGGAUGUUAGAGGUCUGCGAGGAACAGAAAUGUGAGGAGGAGGUUUUUCCGCUGGCUAUGAACUAUUUGGACAGAUUUUUAUCAGUGGAGGCCACCAGGAAAACAAGACUACAGCUGCUGGGAGCUACGUGCAUGUUUCUAGCAUCCAAGAUGAAGGAAACUGUGCCCUUAACGGCGGAGAAACUCUGCAUCUACACGGACAACUCGGUCCAGCCCGGAGAGCUGCUGCAAAUGGAGCUGCUGGUUCUCAACAAGCUGAAAUGGGACCUGGCUUCGGUCACACCUCACGACUUCAUCGAGCACUUCCUGUCCAAGCUGGAGAUCUACCCGUCCACCAAGCAGAUCCUCAGGAAACACGCUCAGACCUUCGUGGCUCUCUGUGCUACAGAUGUCAACUUCAUCGCCAGUCCUCCGUCCAUGGUGGCGGCGGGCAGUGUGGUGGCAGCCGUUCAAGGUCUCUACCUGAAGAGCCAAGACGCCUCCCUGUCCUCCCAGAACCUCACCAACUUCCUUUCGCAGGUCAUUCGCAGUGACCCGGACUGCUUACGGUCAUGUCAGGAGCAGAUCGAGUCCCUGCUGGAGUCCAGCCUGCGGCAGGCUCAGCAGCACAACAACACGACAGAAACCAAACGCGUAGACGAGGACGUGGACCUGUCCUGCACCCCGACAGACGUCAGAGACAUCAACAUCUGAAGUGACCGACAGCCGCGUCGCGCGAUGACCUGACGAUCGAGGGAAAGUUUGUCGACAGAGGUUGGCGAUGGGUCGGCCGGGGAGGGGGUUCCUCAUCUGAACUCAGCCUCCCCUCCUCCUCCUCCUCCUCCUCCUCCUUCCUGGGCUGCUAUCAUGGCCGACAUGUCACUCACAUGCCCGCUGUCCACUACGACUGCCAAGACGGGACAGAGUGCCCCCCCCGCCGCCCCGCAAACCCAAGUCACAUUUCCUGCCAGUGUCCCCUCCCAUCCUGGGAAAAGAAAUUAACACUACAGAAAUGUCUAAGAGAGAAAAGACACCGAAUACUGAUGACCCGUGUGGGCUGGAGUUGAAGCCACAUUACAGACAUUUUAGUAGAUAUUUUUUCUCAUUCCCUCAAAUAUUAAACUAGGAAUCUUUAAAUUACCACAGACUUAACUCGCCUACUAAAACAUCCCAAAGUGUCAUGUACAGUAGGUCCUUGUAGUCUGUCUUCAAGUCUUUAUCUGAAAUCUGACUUUUGUUAAAGAAGAAGAGGCUUUUUUUUGUUUUCAUUUCUCUAUUGUUAUAUCGUAUGUUUUUAGAUUUCCUGUCCCAUGUUUGUUUUGUUGCCUUGCAAACAUUCAUAUAUCCCUUGCUUGCUUAUGUUUAGUCACUUUAUCAUUUUAGGCCUCUUUUUUUUAAACCAAGUGUAGUGUGAGACGCUCUGUUUUUAGGACCUUAGCGACUGUGGACUGCUGAUGUUAAGGCUUUGGACAUACAUGAUUCUUUGUUCAUUCGUCGACAACGGUCGCUUUUACCCCGUUUCAGCUUGCUGUAAUUUGAUGAGAUCAAAUCGAUGCACAAUCAAGCAAAGCGAUCCACAGUCUGCUAUGCGUCCUUUCUGUGUAGGUAUAACUAAACCAUUCCAACUUUGUUUUUUUUAAAAAAGCACUUUUGGUCAGCGCUGCUGGUCGUCUAAAAAAAAAAAAAUCACAGUGGUUAAGUUUGUAAAACAACAUGAAAAUUGAAUGGGGGGGUUGAAUGGGGGAUGGAGAGUGAGAGCAACACCUGCAGACAGUUGGAUCUGGAUCAGGCCUGAAUCUGAUUCAUCAAAUGGGACAAAAAAAAAUCGACCUUUAUGGCAGACUUUUUUUAAAACAAGACUGAAUGCUGCUUGACACUGUCAUGAGUCUCAUUGAGCCGGCGGCGCUCUGCAGCUGCCUUCAAAGUCUCAGAUUGAGUUUUAGUUCAACAGAUGUUUCAUACAGGCAAAGCUGCUCUUCCAUUAUAAGAAUUGUUUCAAUGUGCAGAGCCAAAAGCUGAAGGUCCAGUAAAAGUAAAAUCAAGUAUUAUUUUUAUAGUUAAAAUGAUACUUUUAUAUAUAGUAAAACAUAUUAUUUAUUAUUUUUUUUAAGCUUGCAUUUUCCAGUUUGCAAACAAACCAUGGCUCCACCUACCGCUGAACUAUAUCUGCCUCCAGAGCAGCCCUGCCGUCCAAGGGAUAUUUGUAAAACUAAAACUCCACUCUGCCUCUAAAUCGCCAUGACAGCAUCUCCUCCGUCACACCACCUCAGUUCAAAUACUGCUCAUGGAUUCUGGGAAAGGGGAUGAAGAUAAAAAUAAAAAGAAGAGAAGUGUUGAGACUAUGAUUUUGCACAAACCUAAAAGACGUGGGCUGCGUUUCUUGGGGACUUGCCUAAAAAAGAAACUGGGGAGAGCAAAGCUGGCAAGCAUACAGAGGGGCGAAAAGGUGGCAAAAGUGGCAAAAAAGGGUGAAGGCUCAACAGGGAGGGGUGUCUUAAUGCUGUAGAGUUCAAGUCAGGGUUCCUACACAGGACGGCAAAGUUAUCAUGACAAGGUUGAUUGGUACGAGCAGGAAGGGACCUGUUCAAAUCCAACUCUGGAAAAAAGUAUUGAAUUCUAUAAGUAUGUCAAACUGUGUGGGAACCCUGUAAAUGAGGUUUCUGAUUGUACAUUAAGGAUAGAGAGUAGGAGAGAAACACUCCUUGUAUUCCGCUGCUAUAGAAAAAUUAAUCCCAGCUACGUGUUAAAAAAAAGAAAAACAGAUGACAAAAACGUAAUGGAUUAAAAAACAAUGCUUUUCUCCUGUUGUUUGCUGCUACAUUUUUGGUGUUUUUUUUAUACAUAUAAAUGUCAAUAUACUGCCAUUCUAGGUUUGAAUUUUCUCAUAGAAAAUUGUGUUAUUGACAUCCUCAUUUGUUGUUUUUAUGUAGAUUCUAUGUGAUCCCUUUUCUUUUUUUUUGUUUAUAAUUACGUAAUAUGAUUUUCCGAACUAUUCCAAAAAAAAAAAAAAAACAAGGAAAAAUGAGACAAUGUACAGAAAUGCUUUGAUCCACAAUACCUCAUGUGACAGUCAAGAUCUAUCUCUAAUUUUAGUCUUUUUAUUUGUUUAGUUUUUAUUCUAUUCUACUUGUUGGUUCAGUGCCUACUAGCUCUGUUCAACCUGCUUAAGAUGAAGCAUCCGCGAUGGAAACUAGCGAGUCCAGGGCAUGCUUUGAUACUGGUGCCAUAACAGAAAAAUGGGAUAUGUAUAACUCUGUUGAGUGUUAAGCUGUCUCUGUGAAAGAGACUUUAUCCCCCCUUUAGGCCCAUAGCGGCCUUUCCUUCCCCCUUUUGAUAUUUAUAAAAGAAAAAAAGCUUUUGCUCCAAUUUUCAAACUGUCAGUGAGUUGAUUUGAGUUUGUAAAUAGAGUCAGUGUUGUGCUCGGAAGCCAUAGACUGUUUUUUUGUUACAAAUCAUUCCACACAGUUGUGUCUACUUCAUGCCAGUUGUCUGCAACUUGUGUCGACUACACAAUAAAAACAUGAAUUAGAUGGA
Molecule: messenger RNA, 3699 nt
Organism: Sebastes umbrosus (honeycomb rockfish)
Lineage: Eukaryota; Metazoa; Chordata; Actinopteri; Perciformes; Sebastidae
Gene: ccnd1
Product: cyclin D1
Exons: 5
Coding region: 1-879 (292 amino acids)
Biological process (GO): regulation of cyclin-dependent protein serine/threonine kinase activity; positive regulation of G1/S transition of mitotic cell cycle; mitotic cell cycle phase transition
Cellular component (GO): cytoplasm; cyclin-dependent protein kinase holoenzyme complex; nucleus
Molecular function (GO): cyclin-dependent protein serine/threonine kinase regulator activity
Source: RefSeq, a predicted model, not a curated record